AUGGGGGCCCUAGCCCUUGUACUCACGAAGCAAAUUAGGCUUCAUUAUUCGUCCUUGGCCGUUUCUUCUCAGGUUUGCUUUGUGGACUUACUCGUAUCGCUGCACACCAAAACCCUGGCCAAGGUUCCAGCGGAGACAAACAGGACAGACAAUACGUACUGGCUGGUCUACACGCGCUCCAGCUUGAUCGAGCAGACAACCCCUGCGGAUCUUCUGAUCUUCGACUCCAAUGGGACUGUGGAUAACCCCUUCUUCACGGGCAAGGCGCGUGGGUUCAGGAAUGCGUACGGCUCUAGCAUGUUGAGGGGUGAAGGAUGCACAAUGAUGAAAGUUAUGGAUUUUGGUUCAGGGGGCCGGAGCUUUACAAACUUGCAUGAAGGAUGUCAGGACUCCGGCUGCCUGACUCUGUCUUGGGACUUUGUCUGGGUUGCUGAACCCCUUUUCCCUUUCUUGGGCAAUCCUAGAAGCCUAAGGGCCUCAUGA
Messenger RNA from Symbiodinium pilosum, 483 nucleotides. The record is from the annotation of a GenBank genome assembly. Lineage: Eukaryota; Dinophyceae; Suessiales; Symbiodiniaceae.